CCUUCUUUUGGCCUCUCCUACUUACCGUUGCCAACGCCCUCUCAGUAGCCAGUAGUGCCCUACCACUCUUCCUUUUUCACUUCUUCAAUCCUUGCAAGCCAUGAAAUCUCCCACAACCUCAACUGAAGACCUAACUCUCUUUUUAAACUGACAAUUCUCUUUCUUUCCAGCAUUCUUGAUCUUUCUUCAGGAUCUUUGAUUUAACCAGUCGUAUUCUAUCUGCAUUUCUUGAAUUCGUUGUUAUCAACUGAAUUUGAUUCUUGAUUUUGAGCAAUUUCUUUGAACAUGGCGGCAUUGGCACCUGGAAUUCUACUGAAGCUUCUCAAUGGGAUGAAUACAGGGACAAAACCCACGAGUGAGCACCGGAGCUCGCUUCUCCAGGUGACUGAUAUAGUCCCAGCUGAUCUUGAUGAGAAAAAUCUCUUUCCCAAACACGGAUUCUACAUUAAAAUAUCUGAUUCUUCGCACUCAAUCUAUGUCAGUCUUCCUUCUGAGCAAGAUGACUUUGUCCUCAGCAACAAAAUGCAGCUAGGCCAGUUCAUUUAUGUCGAUAGAUUGGAGCCGGGAUCUCCGGUUCCAAUUGUUAAAGGAGCAAAGCCGCUUCCAGGGAGACACCCGUUGGUUGGCACACCAGAACCAUUAAUGGGUCUCCGAGAGAAAGGUGAACAAAAUCCCAACUUGAAGGCUUCAGGUCACAGGAGAGGAUCUUGGGGAACAGGGGAGAAUGGGGUUUCGUCUCCGAUGGUUUUGAAGCCAGUUCCUUUGGAUUUUGAUCAGUGUACGCCGGUGAAACAGAGGACAAGCUGUGGAAAACCAGCAUCUCCGUUGAUAAGAGGAAGAAUGGGCAAAGACGGAAGUGCAAGUGCGGCAAUUAGAUGUUCAUUUGGUGGUGGUCUGCUUGCUAAAAUGGUGGAUACUAAAGGAGAGAGUCCUGCAUUAUUAAGAAAAAGCUGCGCCGUAACUUCUGCAUCAAAGUUUCCAAGAAGCAAGAGCGUCUGUGAACGAGAGGCUAGAAUCCCAAGUAGUCCCUUCAACUCAUCUGAAAAUAAAAGUUCAACUCCACCGCCAAGUUUGAGGAAUGGAAAAGUGGUGGCUUCCCUCAAAAUGGGUGGAGAAUCACAGAACUCCUCCAACUCAAAGCCGGCCCCAGAGCCACAGUCUCAAUCCAUUAAAUCUGCUUCUGAUAAUAGCACAAGUCUACCUAUAAAUUUGCCUGGAAAGUUAAGCAUACUUGGCAAGGAAGCUGUGCAGCAGCGAGAAACAGCCCAAAAGAUAGCCCUCCAGGCCCUUAGAGACGCUUCAGCUACCGAAACUUUAGUUCGAUCUUUGAAGAUGUUUUCGAACUUAAGCAAAUCUGCUAGACCAGACGCUCCAGCAGCUUGUUUUGAUAAGUUUCUGGAAUUCCAUCACCAAAUUUUGCAAGCAAUUACAGAUAUGGUGUCCAUUCAAGCAGCUACUUCAGCUUCUGAAAUUGCUCAAAACCCAAAAGCUGAACAAAAAGAUAAAAAACCUGAGGAUGAGUUCCCCAUCUUACACGAAAUCGUACACAACUCUGUGGACCAAUCCAAGAACUCAGAAUUACAUUCAUCCAAAAGAAGAGCAGCUCUAUACAAAUCAAUUGCUGCAUUUCCUGAAAGAAGCGAACAGAAGACAACUUUGAGUAAACUCCAACGUUCAACUGCCAACCAAAAGGCCUCUUCAGAGAGAAAAGUUCCAUCAACUCCACUUGGAAAACUUCCCCUUGAGGCUGUUAGUGAGAAUGAUGAAAACAAGAUACCAGCAUUUUGCAGUUUAAGCAAUACAAUAAGAUUGGGAAAGGAGGUUGAGACUGAAGCUGGAAAUUGGUUUAUGGAGUUCAUAGAAAAAGCUUUAGAAAAUGGUAUAAAGAAAUCUAAAGGAGCUGCAGAUGAGGAUGCUAAGAAAGUUCCUCAAUCUCUUAUACUAAAAGUCAUUAACUGGGUGGAGGUAGAACAGUGUGAUAGCAACAAGCGGUCAGUUCAUCCCAAGGCAGCACAGAUAGCCAGAAAGCUGAGGAUUAAGAUGAAGAACCCUUGAAAAAAGAAAUACUUCUUACCAUGGAUUAUUGUUUGUAUUCCAAUUGUUUGGGAAUGAUGAUGCUGCUUUUAUUGUAGCUGA
Molecule: messenger RNA, 2136 nt
Organism: Manihot esculenta (cassava)
Lineage: Eukaryota; Viridiplantae; Streptophyta; Magnoliopsida; Malpighiales; Euphorbiaceae
Exons: 4
Coding region: 286-2055 (589 amino acids)
Source: RefSeq, a predicted model, not a curated record